Molecule: messenger RNA, 219 nt
Organism: Ambispora gerdemannii
Lineage: Eukaryota; Fungi; Glomeromycota; Glomeromycetes; Archaeosporales; Ambisporaceae
Source: the annotation of a GenBank genome assembly
AUGGGUUUCGGUACUGUUACUAAUUACUUUUACUCCCUUUUCCAAAAAAUAGAUAAAGCAGUUUUUCCUGGCAACCAGGGCGGAUCUAACCCUGCGAUUAUUGCCGCCAAGGCUCAAUGUUUUUACGAGGCUUUACAACCGAACUUCAAAAACUAUCAAAAAAAAGUACUAGAAAAUGCCAAAGUUAUGGUUGACUAUUUUUUGGAAAAGGGAGUAAAA